CAGAGGAAGCCGGUGUUGUUGACACUUCUGCAGGCGACAAUGGCGACCGACGUGAGGCAGGAGCUUGCACAGCUGAUUAAUUCAACUGGAUCUCACAAAGAUCUUGCUGCCAAAUAUCGACAAAUUCUGGAGAAGGCCAUUCAGUUUACAGAUGCUGAGCAACUGGAAUCCUUGAAGGCCUUUGUUGAAGCAAUGGUCAAUGAAAAUGUCAGUCUUGUCAUCUCGAGACAACUGCUCACCGAUUUCUGCACACAUUUGCCCAACCUGCCCGACGCCACAGCUAAAGCAGUGUAUCACUUCACCUUGGAAAAGAUUCAGCCAAGGGUCAUCUCUUUUGAGGAACAAGUAGCCUCAAUCAGACAGCACUUAGCAACCAUUUAUGAAAAGGAGGGAGACUGGAGAAAUGCUGCCCAGGUUUUAGUUGGUAUUCCCUUGGAAACAGGACAGAAGCAAUACAAUGUUGACUAUAAGUUGGAUACGUACCUGAAAAUUGCCCGUCUCUACUUGGAGGACGAUGAUCCAGUGCAGGCAGAGGCCUACAUCAACAGAGCCUCAUUGCUUCAGAACGAGUCCUCUAAUGAACAGCUACAGAUACACUAUAAGGUGUGCUAUGCCAGAGUGCUAGACUUCAGGAGGAAGUUCAUUGAAGCUGCACAAAGAUACAACGAGCUGUCGUAUAAGUCAAUUGUCCAUGAGACUGAACGUCUGGAGGCACUUAAACAUGCGCUAAACUGCACCAUACUGGCCUCUGCAGGCCAGCAGCGUUCCCGAAUGUUGGCCACUCUUUUUAAAGAUGAGCGCUGUCAACAGCUGGCUGCCUACGGUAUUCUGGAGAAGAUGUACCUGGACCGUAUUAUCAGAGGAAACCAGCUGCAGGAGUUUGCUGCCAUGCUGAUGCCUCACCAGAAAGCCACCACAGCAGAUGGUUCCAGCAUCCUUGACAGAGCAGUGAUUGAACACAACCUCCUGUCUGCGAGCAAACUCUACAACAACAUCACGUUUGAAGAACUAGGAGCAUUGUUGGAAAUCCCCCCAGCAAAGGCUGAGAAAAUUGCUUCCCAGAUGAUCACUGAAGGACGCAUGAAUGGCUUCAUCGACCAGAUAGAUAGCAUUGUACACUUUGAGACCCGGGAAGCCCUCCCUACCUGGGACAAACAGAUCCAGUCUCUGUGCUUCCAAGUCAACAACCUCCUAGAAAAGAUCCGCGCUGCUGCUCCAGAGUGGGCUGCUCAGGCCCUGGAAUCCCAGAUGACCCAGUAAACACCCCAACCCUCCCAAAAAAUCUAACAUCAUCCCAGUAAUGGAAGCAUCCAAGGAGAAUCUCUGGUAUCACCAUCACUAAAUAUUCAGAGAACACUGUUUUAUUACUUUUGCCAAAAAGGAAAAUAGUUACAUAUUUCUCACUCAGAUCUGUGUCUGGCAUUGAUGUAUUCAGAGGAGUUGUAUAUUGUUACCUUUAGGUGUGACUUAAUAAUAUUGACAUGGCAUGUUAGAAAUGUGGAUGUGAUCGACCAGAUAGUGGACAUAGAAUUAGGCAAAUGACUCUGGGGACAUCUGGUCUGUUUACGCUUUUGUGCUCCAACACUUGCUCCUGUUUUUUACUUGACAUAACAACGCAGCAACAUAUGUUAUUCUUGAUUUAUUGGCUUCAUGUAAAAACUUCUCGGUCCACAAAGAAAAUUAAAUUCAAAGAGUAAAGCAAUUG
Molecule: messenger RNA, 1705 nt
Organism: Trematomus bernacchii (emerald rockcod)
Lineage: Eukaryota; Metazoa; Chordata; Actinopteri; Perciformes; Nototheniidae
Gene: cops4
Product: COP9 constitutive photomorphogenic homolog subunit 4 (Arabidopsis)
Exons: 11
Coding region: 40-1260 (406 amino acids)
Cellular component (GO): COP9 signalosome; cytosol
Source: RefSeq, a predicted model, not a curated record